AUGGGCUCCUCCCAGUCCCAGUCGCAGUCAAAGCCCGAUGCGGGCGCCGCCGCGGCUCCUCCCUCCGCCUGUCCAAUGAGGGCCGACGGCGGCGCCGCUCCGUCCGGCAGAGCCGCCGCCGCGGAGCCGCCAAAGGCAUCGGGCUGCCCAGUCGACCACAGCAAGUGGAGCGCGUGGGCCGGCCGGUCGGCGGCGGCGGCGGGCGGCGACGGCGAGGCGGACAUCAACCCGGACAACCGCAUGCCCGUCCUCUCGCAGCAGCCCGCGGCUGGGCAGGACGCGGUGCUCGACACGAGCCGCGUGGUGUCGAGCAUUCCGCAGGGGCGCGCGGGGGCGACCGAGCGGUGGGUGUACCCGUCGGAGCAGCAGUUUUACAACGCGCUCGUGCGCAAGGGCAAGGACGACGGCGUCGACACGGCCGCCAUGCCCUCGGUGCUCGAGUACGAGCGGCUGCACUGCGACACGUGCGACCCGGCCAAGGUGUCGCUGCUGCGCUUCCAGGGCCGCCCGUUUGAACUGUCGCCAAAGGCGCGACUCAAGACGGCGCUGGGUCUCGCGCCGCGCCCCUUCGACCGUCACGACUGGACCGUCGACCGCCCUAACCCGGAGGUGCGGUACAUCAUCGACUACUACGACGCGUCCGCCUCGAGGGAGGCGGGGGGGCCGCUGCCCUCGCUGCACGACCCAGACGGUGUGCCGACCAUCCUGAUGGACGUGCGGCCUGCGGGCGACACGCCGGGCGAGCUGCUCGACCGCGCGAGGAUGGUCUUGCAGAAGGGCGUCGUCGCGACGCUGCGCGAGGCGCUCACGCCGAUCGCCACGAGCGACUCCACCGUCUCCGCGCCAGCGGCUGGCGGGGCGGCGGCGGAGGCGGCGCCGCCGCCGCCUGCAGUCUCCGAGGCGGCGGCGGUGCGCUCCGCUUGCGCGUCGGCGAUGGAGGCGCUGUCGGCGUGCAUGCAGAAGGGGUCGGACGACGCCGGCUGCAUGCAGGCGCGGAUGGGGCUGACGAUGUGCAUCGCGCAGCAGGUCUGCUCCGCCGAGGCGGACCUCUUCCACUCGUACAAGGGGUCUGCGGACGGGGAGGGCGGCGUGGCCUAG
Emiliania huxleyi CCMP1516 is the source of this 1098-nucleotide messenger RNA. RefSeq names its product putative holocytochrome c synthase. The transcript has 6 exons. The coding region runs from base 1 to 1098 and encodes 365 amino acids. Gene Ontology annotation, molecular function: holocytochrome-c synthase activity. NCBI's taxonomy places the organism in Eukaryota, Haptophyta, Isochrysidales, Noelaerhabdaceae. The record is from RefSeq and is a predicted model, not a curated record. Gene Ontology annotation, cellular component: mitochondrion.